Chlorella variabilis is the source of this 1236-nucleotide messenger RNA. Its product is annotated as expressed protein. Gene Ontology annotation, molecular function: protein binding. Lineage: Eukaryota; Viridiplantae; Chlorophyta; Trebouxiophyceae; Chlorellales; Chlorellaceae. The coding region runs from base 1 to 1236 and encodes 411 amino acids. The transcript has 8 exons. The record is from RefSeq and is a predicted model, not a curated record.
AUGAAUCAGAUGAAUCACGAGGGUGCUGCGGCACCCGGGCAGGCACUAGAGCAGCCGCAACAGCAGGAGGCUCCAGCGGGGCAGGCAAACGGGCAGCCAGGCGAGGCCGCCGUCCCUGCCGCAGCGGCGGCGGCGGCGGGAGCUCCUCCCUCCCAGCAACAGCCUGCCGCCCAGCAGCAGCAGCAGCAGCAGCAAGGGCAGCGGCCAGCAGGCACUGCAGCUGUUGAGCCCGCCACAGGCGGCGAUGCAAACGGCGCCGACGGCGAGCAUGGCCCCGCGCUCAAGAAGCGGCGGCUGACGCCGCCACCCGACUUUAGCUACGAGCCAAGCGCUGCCGUGGACCUUGUGCUCAAGACAGCAGACGGCAAGCGCCUGGGCGUGCACCGCCUCAUCGUGCUGCGCUCCUGUGGCUUCUUCCGUGCACUGCUGGACGCAUGCGAGGAGGCAGAGGUGGCUGUGCCCGAGGGGUUCGAGGAGGUCAAGGCGCACCUGCUGGACAUCAUCUACUCCCGAUCCGUGCUCAUCAAGCCCGAGAUAGCCAUGAAGGUGUUCCAGCUGGCGGACAAGUACGAGGCUGAGGACAUCAUGCAGGCGUGCAGGCCGGUGUUCAUGAGCGAGGCCUUCAAGAUGCGCAUCGCCACGCCGGCGCCCGAGCCGGCCUUCCCCUUUGGCAUGGGCGCCUCGGCGGCGGCGGCGGCUGCGGCGCACGCCGAGUGGCUGGAUGUGCUGGCGCUGGCCAGCAAGCACCGGUACGAGGACCUGUUCGACAAGGCCACAGACUUCCUGGUGGAGGAGUCCAAGGACGCGGAGUGCCUGCCGGUGGAGGCGGCGACAGUGCUGAUGCGGGGCAAGGAGCAGCUGGCGCAGCUGCACCAGUUCCACCUGCUCAAGCUGGUCGCCACCUUUGCGCUGUGCACACACAACAUGCACAAGAAGAUGAACAAGGAAGUGGAGGAAACCAACAGCAAGUUGAAGGACAGCCAGGGUCUGGUCGCCAAACUGGAGAAGAAGGCGAGCGACCGCCUGGCCCGCACAGUGGCGGAGCGGCAGAAGACGUACAUGAAGCUGCUGGCCAAGUUCAACCGCCUUGUGAACCGGUGCGAGAAGGAGGGGCUGACCUGGCACAGGGAGCUGGACCCAAAGGAGCCGGGCGGCAAGAAGAAGAAGAAGGCUGCGGCGGCAGCAGCGGCGCCGGCGGCAGCAGGCGCCGCUGCGGCAGUCGGCCCCGCUCAGUGA